Messenger RNA from Dichomitus squalens LYAD-421 SS1, 2469 nucleotides. RefSeq lists its product as uncharacterized. Gene Ontology annotation, molecular function: DNA binding. The record is from RefSeq and is a predicted model, not a curated record. Bases 1 to 2469 code for a protein of 822 amino acids. NCBI's taxonomy places the organism in Eukaryota, Fungi, Basidiomycota, Agaricomycetes, Polyporales, Polyporaceae. The transcript has 4 exons.
AUGCAGCAGCAGGAGCUCCUCAAGCAGCGCAGGCGCACCUGGCUCAAUGGCCUCGCCCAGCUGAUGGCCCAACGCAACAUGCCCCUUCCGCCACAGCUCACCGGCGUUCCCUUUCCGCCCAACUUUGACCCCGCAAACAUGCCAUGGAAAUCCCUUGAGGUCUCCUCAACCGACCUGGGCGUCAUCCGCUUAGCUGGGAAAGAUGUGGAUCUAUUCAGGCUGUGGGGGUUGGUUACCCAACAUGGCGGUGGCCAAGGAGUCACACAAAAGGGUCUUUGGCAAGCCGUCCGUCAAGCUCUCGGACUACCCGAGACCAUGGCUUCUCCCAGCAACCCCGCAGAGCACCAGUCGGUCGUUGUCGUCCUCGAGCGAUACUACACUGCGAUCCUCGGCCCAUUCGAGGAGGCAUACCGCAAGAACAUUGUCGAGCAGCAAAGGCGCGCCCAACAGCAGAGCAACAUGAACUCCCAAGCGCGCCCAGGAAUGAUUGGCAUGCCCGGGCAGAGCAUGGUUCCCGGCGGCAACCCCGCCGCUGCGGGCAUGAUGUCUCAGCCCAACGCUGCGAUGGACGGCACCCUACCUGGUCAGUUCCAGGUCCCGCAGCUGCCCUUCCAACCACCUAAUAUGACGGGCGCAGGCGUGGGCAUGUCCCCGAGCGGCGCUAACCACCCAGCCUUGAACGGAGGCGUGCCUUUGGCCAAGAUGCCGUCGGGAGGAUUCCCGGCAAUACCUGGGGGCGCCCCAAACGGACCUGCUGACCUUGAUCAUGACUUAGAUAGCCGGAAGAGGAAGAUGCAGGAAAACGUGGAAUCGGACGCGAAGCGUGUGAGGCAAAAGACCGGAGGCUCGGACGUAUCGGAUGCUCGCGGUGUGAGUUGCAUCUCUAUUCAGUCGGUCGCUCCCGGCCAGCCUACCGAGACGGUGAUAACACGUACCAUUCUCCAGCCCUCGCGCCGCAAAAUUGAGUAUAUGCCACUCCACCCCGAGCUCGACACCACAGGCGGACGUAAUCUGGACUUCAUCCAGAGCGAGUGGAAUCGCCUGUCCUCUCGCCCUCUCCGGCACAGUGAUGAGUGGGGACACGUCGAUAUCGACGCACUCACGCUAUCUUUGCGUUCGCGUAUAUCUACUGAACUCUCAUAUUCGCUGACGACGUUCGCUCUUAUCACUCUCGCACGCGGUCACCACUCUCAGCAGCAUGGGCAACGCGAGCGAGAAGGCGGGUUCCCGAUUGUGCAGGCUCCAGACCUGCUGGACGAGGCGAUAGACCUGAUGGAAGAUCUUGCGUUCGACGGUGUAGAGGACGACGGUGAUUUUGAUUCGGACGAGCUCUUGAUCACGCACAAGGAGUUGGUCAACUCGCUCUUGGACGACGGCGCGAAGCCUUUUGCUGCUCUCCACCCUGUCUCUGGAGCGAAGGAAUUUCACCAUGGACCACGUCAACGACCAGCGGACAUCAUCCUUACGGUCGUCAACAUCAUCCGUAAUAUCUCACAGGGCGACGAGCUCAGUGCACAGUACCUCGCGAAACACGAGAAGCUCUUGCAUGUCAUGCUCCGACUAUGCACUCUCGCGCCUCAGAGCAAAUCCUCCACUCCCACUCCACUCUCGCCUGUACUAUCAUUGGCCGAUGUGCUCAGCAUACGUAAAGACGUCGUCCAUAUGCUUGUCAACUUUGGCGUAUACAUCAACUUGCUUGCCACACCCGUGCCGUCAAAGCAGAUGCAGCGUACGAUACGGCGCGCAUACGAGGUCGUCGCGUCAUUCAUCGUCGACCCGUCCGAGACCGUCUCGCCCUUCCAGUACAUCCUGCAGACCGGCAUCUCCCUCUCGCAGCCCCAACCGAAACCCCCGUCCCCGCCCUCGCUCGCGAACCAGGCCCUCGAGGCGUUCGCGCGUUUCGCGCUGCCGGACGACAACCGCCGCGCCAUCUCCAUGUGCGUCCCGUCCGCGUGGCUGUGGACGAUGUUGGAGGCCCUCGUGCACCGCCUGCCCGUCACGGACCACGACUUCCACGCGAUCAUGCGCGAGCCGUGGAUCGGGUACGUCGAGCGCGUCAUCCACUGCUUGUACUCGCUCGCCUUCCUCGCGCCGCCCGAGCUCAAGGAGCGCGCGAAGCGCAGCAGCACGCUCGGCUUCGCCAAGGUCGUCCUCCGCCUCCUCAAGAAGCUCGUCCUCCAGACGCCCGUGGAGACGCGCCCCACGUUCGCCGGCAUCGUGCGCCGCGCGAUCGAGCUCCUCAAGCUCGUGGACGACGCCGAGGACCAGUUCGACCCGGGAAACUCGACGAUGCCGCUGCUGUCGUUCGGCGUGGGCUAUGGCGAGCACGGGGACAACCAGGUGCAGCGCGGGGUGGGCAUGCUGUGCGCGUACCAGGAGGACGUCACGCUCGGGCUGAUGAUGCACUCGGAGGUCGCGGACGUCGGGCUGUUCCCGGAGCUGGAGAGCCUCGCGCGGGUCGGUCGGUGA